Camelina sativa (false flax) is the source of this 1303-nucleotide messenger RNA. RefSeq names its product zinc finger protein 4-like. Gene Ontology annotation, biological process: negative regulation of abscisic acid-activated signaling pathway. NCBI's taxonomy places the organism in Eukaryota, Viridiplantae, Streptophyta, Magnoliopsida, Brassicales, Brassicaceae. The record is from RefSeq and is a predicted model, not a curated record.
ACACACUAUACACAAUCCACUCUCUCCUCUUUGUGCUCCCAAACCAAACAUAACACUCACAAUACACAUUUUAACUCUCUCUCUCUCAUAUCUCUCAUCUCUCUCACUUCGUCUCUUUCUUUUUAAAUCCCAAAAAUAGCCUUGGUUGAGUCAAAUCUGUUCAUAACUUCCACUUCUUGUCUCAAAUCCCAAGCCUUUGUCUCCUCAUCAUCCUAACUAAGAAAAGGAUAUAAAGAAACCACACUCAGUUUCUGCCAGAAAUCAUGAGACCAAUUUUAGACCUCGAGAUUGAAGCUUCAUUGGACAGUAGCAGCAGCCAAGUAGCCUCAAACUUGUCUCUGGUUGGGGAAGAUUACAACAAACCCAUCUCUCUUAAUCUUAGCCUCUCUUUCAACAACAACAACAAUUUGGAUCUUGAAUCAUCGUCUUUGACAUUGCCACUUUCAAGCACAAGCGAGAGUAGCAACCCAGAACAGCAGCAGCAACAACAACCUUCUGUUUCGAAGAGAGUCUUCUCUUGCAACUACUGCCAAAGGAAAUUCUAUAGCUCUCAGGCACUUGGUGGUCAUCAAAACGCUCACAAACGCGAGAGAACACUUGCCAAACGCGCUAUGCGUAUGGGUCUUGCUGGGGUCUUUCCCGGGAGAGGAUCCAAUAGCAAUUACGCGGCUGCUGCCACAGCAGCAGCUCUAUCGUGUUUGCCACUUCACGGAAGCGGAAAUGCGAAUAUGACAUCUUUUAGGACAUUGGGAAUUCGAGCUCACGCCUCGUCCCAUGAUGUCAGUGGUAUUACAAGGCAGACACCAGAGACAAUUAUUAGAAACAUUGCCAGGUUCAACCAGGGGUAUUUUGGCAAUUGUAUGCCUUUUUACGUUGAGGAUGACGAGGCCGAGAUGCUUUGGCCAGGGAGUUUCAGGCAAGGGACCGGUGCGGUUGCCGCUGAAGCCGGUAAUGAUAAUCUAAGUGAAAGAAAAAUGGAUUUCUUGGAUGUCAAACAAGCGAUGGAUAUGGAGAGUACUUCUCUUCCCGAUCUAACCUUGAAGCUUUGAGUUUUCUUUUCUUUUCUUUUACUUUUUUUUUUGUUUUCUUUUGAAUUUGGAUUCUUAAUUUGGUUGCAAUGAGCAUCAUAACUCUAUUAUGCACAGUGAGAGUUUCACAAACUAUUUCUGAUAUGUUAUCAUUAUAUGGUCACUAUCGAUUGAUCGACCAAACAAAAAGUCAACUAUAGUGUUUGCUAAUGUGUAUAAAGCCACAGGGAUAUGUAUUUAAACCGAAUCUAAUGUUAAGUACCAUUAUACUAUCA